AUGAUUUGGCUCGUGACCCUCCAGCACAGUGCUCCGCAGGACCUGUUGGAGAUGACAGUAAGUCUCCUCAACCACUCAACACCACCACCCACAGUUCACCGUCCAAAGCACAUCUCUAACACCACCUAUUUCAUUCAAUGUUCUUGAUAAGAUUAUAUCUUUGUUAAUCAUAGAAAACAGGAUUUGACUCCAAAAGAAAACUGUUGGCAAUGAAAUGUAGCCUGUAGAUACAAGCCAAUAAUGAUUGAUGACCAGUGGUCUUCUGCAUCUUGGCACGAAAAUCUAAUUUAAACAAUGUACUUUAUAAAGGUGCUUAUAGUGUAUUAAAAGUGUUUUCUCUCUUACUUAGUGUUUCACUGGCAGGCUACAAUAAUGGGACCAGUAAGUAUACCCUCCUGUUCUUUGUAGUUUAGGGGUUCACAGCUUUUGCUCUGGGUCAUGUAGUAGUAACCAUCUAUUUUCCUUUCUACAGAAUGACAGUCCGUAUCAGGGUGGUGUGUUCUUCUUGACCAUUCACUUCCCCACUGACUAUCCCUUCAAACCACCAAAAGUAAGGGAUGUGUCCUGGAACUCAGCUAUACAUUAGAAAAGUGUUGGCAGACUUUUAAUGGAGCUAUGAACUAGACCUAUAUUGAUGGAAAUAAUAAUAAUUCACAACGGUUUGUUUUCAGUACAUGAGAUGUAACUGACAACCAAUUCUGUCCCGUCAGUGUGCUAAAGGAGAUGAUGUAAAUGCAAUACAUUUGUGAGAUACAGUAAAAACAAUGUGUCCUCUAAAGGUUGCAUUCACCACAAGAAUCUACCACCCAAACAUCAACAGCAAUGGCAGCAUCUGCUUGGACAUCCUGAGGUCGCAGUGGUCGCCAGCACUCACCAUCUCCAAAGGUAAGCCCAGAAUGGGGCUCUUGGUUUAUGUUUUGUAUGUGGGUCUAGAACAUUUGUUUUGGGUAGUUUAAACCAGCAUGGUUUUGAAUUUUUCACAACAGAUUCUGGUAAGUACACUACAUGACCAAAAGUAUGUGGAAACCUGCUAGUCAAAUAUCUCAUUCCAAAAUCAUGGGCAUUAAUAUGGAGUUGGUCCCCCCUUUUCUGCUAUAACAGCCUCCACUCUUCAGGGAAGGCUUUACACUAGAUGUUGGAACAUUGCUGCGGGAACUUGCUUCCAUUCAGCCACAAGCAUUAGUGAGGUCGGGCACGGAUGUUGGGAGAUUAGGCCUGGCUCGCAAUCAGCGUUCCAAUUCAUCCCAAAGAUGUUCGAUGGAGUUGAGGUCAGGGCUCUGUGCAGGCCAGUCAAGUUCUUCCACACCGAUCUCGACAAACCAUUUCUGUAUGGACCUCGCUUUGUGCACGGGGGCAUUGUCAUGCUGAAACAGAAAAGGGCAUACCCCAAACUCUUGCCACAAAGUUGGAAGCACUAUGCAUUGAUACAGGUAUCGUUGUCCUGGAAUCCGCCAAACCCAGAUUUGUCAGUCGGACUGCCAGAUGGUGAAGUAUGAUUCAUCACUCCAGAGAACGCGUUUCCACUGCUCCAGAGUCCAAUGGCGGCGAGCUAUACACCACUCCAGCUGACGCUUUGCAUUGUGCAUGGUGAUCUUAGGCUUGUGUGCAGCUGCUCUGCCAUGGAAAAGUUAUUGUGCUCGUUAGUGAGUCUUGUAACCAAGGAAAUGUUUGCCCUGCUUGAGCUGCCUUGGUCAACUGUAAGUGCUGUUAUUGUGAAAUGGAAACUUCUAGGAGCAACAACUGCUCAGCCGCGAAGUGGUAGGCACUUACAGUUAAAAAUCAUCGGUCCUCUUUUGCAACACUCUAAACUGCAGUCUAAUGGCCUUACUGACUUACUGAAGAGCUCAGUAACUUUCAACGUGUCACUGUCAUAGGAUGCCACCUUUCCAACAAGUCACUUUGUCAAAUGUAAUUAGUGCCAAUGUUUGUCUAUGGAGAUUGCAUGUAUGUGUGCUCAAUUUUAUACACCUGUCAGAAACGGGUGUGGCUGAAAUAGCCGAAUCUACUAAUUUGGAGGGUUGUCCACAUACUUUUGUAUAUAUAGUGUAUGUCCCAAACUAUGCUCAUUAACAGGUCAGAGAUGUACAUUGAUUGUCACAGUAGAUUGUCAGAACUGUGUUGACUCUGUUGUCUGUCAUCCUACAGUCCUCCUGUCCAUCUGCUCACUUCUCUGUGACCCAAACCCAGAUGACCCUCUAGUGCCUGAGAUCGCACGCAUCUACAAGACAGACAGGGAAAAGUAGGUCUUACACAGUUUCAAUAUUCCAUUUUUUGGGGGGGGAACAACCUGUCUGCUACAAGGAUAACGAUUUUUUAUUUUUUAUCCUCCUGUCAUUCCAGAUACAACAGAAUAGCCCGGGAAUGGACACAGAAAUAUGCUAUGUAG
Coregonus sp. 'balchen' is the source of this 2386-nucleotide messenger RNA. Lineage: Eukaryota; Metazoa; Chordata; Actinopteri; Salmoniformes; Salmonidae. The record is from the annotation of a GenBank genome assembly.